CAUACCAUUUUAGUUAUCAAUCAUUGCAAAGGACGCUUGAUGAUGGAUCAAAUAGACCCUCAAGUGGUACCUCUCUUCCAAGGCUUAUUAUCUCUAGAACAAGUAUAUGAGAAAGGUCGAGAAAUACAACGAAAAGCUUUGGAAAGAGAAUUCAACUAUCGUUGUGUCGAAGGUUUCUAUUUUCUAAGGAUAGGAUUACGAAAGAAUCCCUUUUUUGAGCAUAUACAACAUAAAAAAGCUUUACAAGAUGGUUGUAUACUUGAAGUGGGUUGUGCUUUUGGAAUAGACGGUCGUGACUUGGUGCUUUCACAAGGAGUGAAACGAGAAAACUAUUUGGGAAUAGAUGUGUCGCGCACUUUUAUUGACUUGGGUUUUGAGCUUUUUGAAGAUAAGGAUAAAAUGGAGAACUGUUUUGCUGUCAAAAGUAUAGGAGAUGAGGAUUGGGUUAGUUUUGUAAAGUCGAAACUCAAGAGAGUGGAUGUGGUCGUUGCUACCUUGGUGUUACACGUGAUACCAAAGGAGUGCAGAGACUUUGUCAGCAAAGUGUAUCAACUAUUGGAACCUUAUCAGGGUGUAUUUAUAGGAGAGACUAUGGGAAUUGAUUUGCCUGAUGAGGAACCUUUUUAUUUUGAAAGACAUGAUAGUCCAAGAGUGUGUCAUACAAGUGUAUCUCUUACCAAGUUGUUCAAGUCUGUUGGUUUUAAAAGAGUAGAAACUAUCUUUUUAUCUCGUUGGACAAGAGGUGGAGAAGGAAUAACUGCAACUUGUGAGGAAGAUGAAGAAAAGGUUAAGAACCGAGCACGUUUAGCUUUUAUUGCCUUUGCAUAAUAUAUGGUUUUGGCCAUUUUUUGGUAAUAAAAAUAGUUUAAGUAUUUUGGA
This is a messenger RNA of Galdieria sulphuraria, 879 nucleotides long. RefSeq lists its product as uncharacterized. NCBI's taxonomy places the organism in Eukaryota, Rhodophyta, Bangiophyceae, Galdieriales, Galdieriaceae. The transcript has 2 exons. The record is from RefSeq and is a predicted model, not a curated record. The coding region runs from base 40 to 828 and encodes 262 amino acids.